AUGGCCAAAAGAAAGGAAGAAAAUUUUUUCUCUCCUGAAAAUGCCAAAAGACCAAGACAAGAAGAAUUGGACGAUUUUGAUAAAGAUGAAUGUGAUGAAGAUGAAUGUGCAGUUUCUUUCACUAAUGGUACCUCUACUUUGACAGCAGCAGAAGUUGGAAUAAUUGAGAGUAUUCAGCUCAAAAACUUCAUGUGUCAUUCGAUGCUUGGACCCUUUAAGUUUGGUUCUAAUGUCAACUUUGUUGUUGGCAAUAAUGGAAGUGGCAAGAGUGCGGUGCUCACAGCUCUCAUAGUUGGUCUUGGUGGAAAAGCUGUCACUACUAAUCGAGGAUCUUCUUUAAAAGGUUUUGUGAAGGAUGGACAGAACUCAGCAGAUAUCUCAAUAACAUUAAGGAACAGAGGGGAUGAUGCCUACAGAGGAAAUGUGUACGGCGACUCUAUAGUUGUACAACAGCACAUCAGCAUGGAUGGAAGUCGAUCUUACAAACUGAAGAGUGCAACAGGUGCCGUGGUUUCUACUAAGAAAGAAGAACUGAUUGGAAUUCUUGAUCAUUUUAACAUUCAGGUAGAUAAUCCGGUUUCUGUUUUAACACAAGAGAUGAGCAAGCAGUUCUUGCAAUCUAAAAAUGAGGGAGACAAGUACAAAUUCUUUAUGAAAGCAACCCAACUUGAACAAAUGAAGGAAGACUAUUCAUACAUUAUGGAAACAAAGGAAAGAACCAAAGAGCAGAUAAAUCAAGGAGAAGAGCGACUUAGUGAACUAAAGCGCCAGUGUUUGGAGAAAGAAGAACGUUUUCAAAAUAUUGCUGGCUUAAGUACAAUGAAGACCAACCUGGAAUACCUGAAACAUGAAAUGGCUUGGGCAGUGGUCAAUGAAAUUGAAAAGCAAUUGAAUGCUAUCAGAGAUAACAUCAAAAUUGGAGAAGAUCGUGCUGCUAGACUUGAGAGGAAAACAGAAGAGCAGCAGGUCAGACUUAAUGAAGCAGAAAAAAAAUACAAAGACAUUCAAGAUAAACUAGAAAAGAUUAGUCAAGAGACAAACGCACGAGCUCCAGAAUGUAUGGCACUGAAAGCAGAUCUUACUUCUAAGAAAAGGGCCUAUAAUGAAGCUGAGGUUUUGUAUAAUCGUUCCCUAAAUGAGUAUAAAGCAUUAAAGAAAGAUGAUGAGCAGCUUUGCAAAAGAAUUGAAGAACUGAGAAAAAGUGCCGAUCAGUCUUUGGAACCUGAACGGUUGGAAAGGCAAAAAAAAAUAUCUUGGUUAAAAGAGAGAGUAAAGGCCUUACAAGAUCAAGAAAGUUCAGUCAAUCAAGAGAUUGAACAAUUUCAGCAAGCCAUAGAAAAAGACAAAGAAGAACAUACCAGGAUUAAGAGAGAAGAGUUAGAUGUGAAGACUACACUGAACUUUAACCAGAGGCAACUGAAAGAAUUGAAAGAUAGUAAAACCAAUCGACUCAAAAGAUUUGGCCCUCACGUUCCAGCUCUUCUUGAAGCCAUAGAUGAUGCCUACAGACGGGGGCACUUUACCUAUAAACCUGUAGGCCCAUUAGGAGCUUGCAUUCAUCUUCGGGACCCUGAGCUUGCUUUGGCUAUUGAAUCUUGCUUAAAAGGACUUCUGCAAGCCUACUGUUGCCAUAACCAUGCCGAUGAAAGAGUGCUUCAGGCACUGAUGAAAAAGUUUUAUUCACCAGGGACCUCACGGCCACAGAUAAUAGUUUCUGAGUUUCGGAAUGAGAUGUAUGAUGUAAGACACAGAGCUGCAUAUCAUCCAGAGUUCCCAACAGUUCUGACAGCAUUAGAAAUAGAUAAUGCAGUUGUUGCAAAUAGCCUGAUUGACAUGAGAAGCAUAGAGACAGUGCUGCUAAUCAAAAAUAAUUCUGUAGCUCGUGCAGUGAUGCAAUCCCAAAAGCCACCCAAGAAUUGUAGAGAAGCUUUUACUGCUGAUGGUGAUCAAGUUUUUGCAGGGCGUUAUUAUUCGUCUGAAUAUACAAGACCUAAGUUUCUAAGCAGAGAUGUGGAUUCUGAAAUAAGUGACUUGGAGAAUGAAGUUGAAAAUAAGAAAGCCCAGAUAUUAAGUCUUCAGCAACAUCUCUCUACCCUUGAAAAGGAUAUUAAAGGCAAUGAAGAACUUCUCAGAAGGUACCAACUGCAUUAUAAAGAGUUAAAGAUGAAAAUAAGGAAAAGUAUUUCUGAAAUUCGGGAACUUGAGAAUAUAGAAGAACACCAGUCUGUAGAUAUUGCAACCUUGGAAGAUGAAGCUCAAGAAAAUAAAAUCAAGAUGAAAAUGGUUGAGAAAAAUAUGGAACAACAAAAAGAAAAUAUGGAACAUCUUAAAAGCCUGAAAAUAGAAGCAGAAAACAAAUAUGAUGCAAUUAAACAGAAAAUUAAUCAGCUCUCAGAGCUAGCAGAUCCACUUAAGGAUGAAUUAAACCUUGCAGAUUCUGAAGUGGAUAACCAAAAACGAGGGAAACGGCAUUAUGAAGACAAGCAGAAAGAACACUUGGAUACUUUAAAUAAAAAGAAACGAGAACUAGAUAUGAAAGAAAAAGAGCUAGAGGAGAAAAUGUCACAAGCAAGACAAAUCUGUCCAGAGCGGAUAGAAGUAAAAAAAUCUGCCUCAAUUCUAGACAAAGAAAUUAAUAGAUUAAGACAGAAGAUACAGGCAGAACAUGCUAGUUAUGGAGAUCGAGAGGAAAUAAUGAAGCAGUAUCAAGAGGCAAGAGAAAGCUAUCUUGAUUUGGAUAGCAAAGUAAAAACUUUAAAAAGGUUUAUUAAAUUACUGGAAGAAAUAAUGAUCCAUAGAUAUAAAACAUAUCAACAAUUUAGAAGGUGUUUGACUUUACGAUGUAAAUUGUACUUUGACAACUUAUUAUCUCAGCGGGCUUAUUGUGGAAAAAUGAAUUUUGACCAUAAGAAUGAAACUCUUACUAUAUCAGUUCAGCCUGGAGAGGGAAACAAAGCUGCUUUCAAUGACAUGCGGGCCUUAUCUGGCGGUGAACGUUCUUUUUCCACGGUUUGCUUCAUUCUUUCUCUGUGGUCCAUCGCUGAAUCUCCUUUCAGAUGCCUGGAUGAGUUUGAUGUCUACAUGGAUAUGGUUAACCGGAGGAUCGCGAUGGACAUGAUACUCAAGAUGGCAGAUUCCCAGCGCUUCAGACAGUUUAUCCUGCUCACCCCUCAGAGCAUGAGUUCACUUCCAUCAAGUAAACUGAUUAGAAUUCUUCGAAUGUCUGAUCCUGAAAGAGGACAAACUACAUUGCCUUUCCGACCUGUAUCUCAAGAAGAAGAAGAAGACCGGAGUUGA
Rangifer tarandus platyrhynchus (Svalbard reindeer) is the source of this 3297-nucleotide messenger RNA. The record is from the annotation of a GenBank genome assembly. NCBI's taxonomy places the organism in Eukaryota, Metazoa, Chordata, Mammalia, Artiodactyla, Cervidae.